GGCUAUUGCUUCUCAGGGAUUUGCCCCAGGGAAACAGCUGGCUUGCGUGCUUCCCUGCCUAUUAACUAUUUAUAUCGUAAAGUUGCCCGGCUUCGUACCUGUACGCUAUCCUAUCUGGAAUUUGUUGUGUCACGGAGCCAAGGGCCACCGUCAACUCGAUUUCAAUGGGUAUACAUCCUGAGCUAGAUCUUCAACGAUCGUCAUCCUGUGCAGUAACGCCGUUUGGGUUGCCUAGUCCACUCUCUGCGGCUUCUUUGUCUCACGUUCCUGGAGACAAAACCUUCAACCGCGGUGCGCCCAUAUCUCCUCCCAUGUCUAGUCAUGAGCCUAGCGGAACAUCCAAUAUGUCUCCCGGAAAGAGUUUCAAUAUAGGCAGGGGUCAGAAAGAGCUACAGAACGAGCCAACACGUCAACAACUGCCCUCCUUAAGCAGCCUUUUUGCAGCACACCAACACGUUCGUCCUCUACAUUCCCCUCUGUCAGACCGGACUAGUCCACUGUAUGGAAACCAAUCGCCAUCGGAAAGGCCUCCUUCCGCAUCCACGAACCCAGAGAGGCCCUAUUCCAGCAGUUCUUCUUAUUUUCCGAAUGUUUCGCCAACAUUAAACCAACCGCGGCCCGUUUAUGAACCGAGAUUGACCACUGACCGGCCCAUUUUGCCCUCGGUAUCCCAAAGCUUUCCAGGGCCGCUAUCUCCUCCAAUUCGCGAGUACGAUCAUGCGCACCAUGCUUCCCGGAAUGACAGUGGUGCUGGUGCGAAAUGGGCUCACCUGAACUUUUCAGAUAGACGAUCAGAGUACGUGUACGCUGCUCGGUCAUCAACACCAACCUUUAGAUCAACAGGCGAGCACCGUAUGCCAUUGCCAUCCCUUGGGCAGAACUUUGGAUACGAAGCAAGCCAGUCCGCAAAAAUUGACAUUCAAAGUCAGCCCCGACGAAUCAGUCGCUCACCAACUUUGCCAAGCAGCGCUAGCCCAGAAGGAAUUCUCGUGAAAGAUGGGCUUGGGCCAAAAAUCUGGACUGGGACACAUUUUCUGCCUCGCUUUGUCCGACGUGCUGAAGUCCCCGGUGAAGGAUUGUGCUAUUUCUACGACGACGGCACUCAUUGCAAGACGGUCAUAGACGGAGAGCCAGUCAAUGCGCACUGGGGGGUAACGAAGGCUGGCAAACCGAGAAAGCGGCUGGCUAUCGCCUGUUUGACUUGCCGCGAGAAGAAGAUCAAAUGUGAUCCUGACUAUCCUCGUUGCGUGCAAUGCGAAAAAUUUGGAAGAGUGUGCAAGUUUAAGAACGCACCUCGAGGCGGCCACAACACCUCCCCAGUCACUUCACCUGGCGAACAGGACGACUCUCGCCAGCUUGGAACACCUACACGAGUUGUCGAAACCGACCAAGUUAGGAGUAUUCAGAGUAGCGUUAUGUCACCACGUAUCAAAAUGGGUUGCCGUUCCCCUGAAUUGCCUAACAUACCCAGCAAACGGGCCAGGUACACGUACGAGCAGUUCCCAGCUCCGCCAGCGCCAACCAGCUGUCCAUAUCCUAUCAUGUCAGCACCGGACAUGAAACCGGCGACCGCAUGGCAACCCCGAGAACUUCCUAGAAUUCGGGAUGACAUCAUGUAUCGAAAAUGGCAAACAGACCCGUAUGUUCGGGACCUUCAGCGCUCACAUUAAAGGAAUCGGAUUUCUUCCUAGAGACUCGGGGAAAUUCUAUCGCACUAUUCGAGGGAUAGGAUAUUCGACGCUUUCUUAUGACAUCAAAAUGAAAAGAAAUCAGCCUUUUAAAAAGCGUUGCGAAAACACAUAACGAACCCCGGAAUCGUAUGGCUUUAUGAAGACGACUUUGCACCAUGCAG
Molecule: messenger RNA, 1852 nt
Organism: Xylaria bambusicola
Lineage: Eukaryota; Fungi; Ascomycota; Sordariomycetes; Xylariales; Xylariaceae
Exons: 2
Coding region: 165-1670 (501 amino acids)
Biological process (GO): regulation of DNA-templated transcription
Cellular component (GO): nucleus
Molecular function (GO): zinc ion binding; DNA-binding transcription factor activity, RNA polymerase II-specific
Source: RefSeq, a predicted model, not a curated record